Messenger RNA from Cyprinodon tularosa, 2225 nucleotides. RefSeq names its product mucin-5AC-like. Lineage: Eukaryota; Metazoa; Chordata; Actinopteri; Cyprinodontiformes; Cyprinodontidae. The record is from RefSeq and is a predicted model, not a curated record. The coding region runs from base 83 to 2026 and encodes 647 amino acids. The transcript is spliced from 12 exons.
CAGAUAUCCUUACAGAUAUGAAUACUCCUGGGGUUUUGGCUAUUGGAUCGGAAACGUCAGAGGUAGUUACCGCCAGUUGAGAAUGAUGACACAUGUGGACAUGGGAAUCCGAUCAGACACUGGUGAAUCUAACAGACCUCCUGCCAUCAUCACACCUCAUCUUAUCAGAGUGCCCAGGAACUGCCCUCGAACUUUCAAUAUCCCAACAUUUGACCCUGAUGGUGACAACGUCAGGUGCAGGAUUCCCACUACAUCUGCUACAUAUGAGUGUGGAAUUUGCAGUCUUGUCAAUGGUUUCUCUUUCGAUCAGAAUUCCUGCUCCCUCACAUACAACCCAGGACAAAGGACCGGAUAUUACCCAGUGGAGCUCGUGGUGGAGGACUUCCCCAACAAAGACAUAACUCUGUCCUACUCCGAUGGAUCCUACACCAUAAAGUGGCCCCAAACAAUGACACGACGUAAACGCCAAGCCAUAUUAACCACCACAUCUGCCCCAACAACCACCACAUUUCCCUUAAAAACCACCACAUCUGCCCCAACAACCACCACAUUUUCCCCAACAACCAACACAUCUCCACAAACUAAUACUCCAUCUGCCCCAACAACCACCACAUUUUCCCCAACAACCACCACAUCUCCACAAACUAAUACUCCAUCUGCCCCAACAACCACCACAUUUUCCCCAACAACCACCACAUCUCCACAAACUAAUACUCCAGCUGCUCCAUCCACCUCCCCAUUUGCCCCAACAACCACCACAUUUCCCCAAACUAAUACUCCAGCUGCUCCAACCACUUCCUCAUUUGCCCCAAGAACCUCCACAUUUCCCCCACCUGUAACCACAUUUGCUCAGACCACACAAGCUUACAGUUCAUCUAUCGAUCCUUUAAGCAAGCUCCCUCUGCAGUUCACUGUUCUGGUGGACUCACACACCGCUCCUUCAUGCCUCGAUGGUGAUUACUUUCCCAUUUUCUUGGCACCAACUCCGGCUAAUGGAGUAAAUCUUCCUGCAUACGUCAAUCAUACCCUUGAAAUUGAAGUCAGAUCCAAAGCUCAAUUCACAACGAUACGUGAUCUGAUUGUGACAGGACCACGUGGGGUUUCAAAGGAGAGUGUUUCUGCCGAUACAUACACCAUAAAAUGGACACCUACUGAGGAUAACCUGAAUGACCAUUUCCCAAUUUGCUUUGUCUCUGAGGGCAGAGAUAGGUCCAACAGAGUCUAUCACUCAGAGCUACGCUGCGUGACUGUUGAUGUUGGCCGCCAUGCUGCUGUUGUGACCUGCAAUGAAACAACUAUUACAGUGGAAAUUGCUAAGACCUACAUCAUCAGACGCAAUGAGGAAAAUCUGCAUCUGAAUGACUUCACAGAUUCUUCCUGCAACCUGGAAACUCUCUCCAGUGACACCCAUGUGGUGGCUUCCAUUUCCAUUGGUGCCUGUGGGACUCGUGUCGAGGAGGAUGAAGAAAAUAUAUAUUUUAGGAAUGAGAUCACUUCAGCUGAUCCAAAUGAAAUAAUUUCCAGACAGCAUGACGUUGAGAUUGCCUUCUCCUGCUCCUAUCCGAAGCGAACCAACCUGACUCUAGGAUUCAGACAUAAAAACCCAUAUGCUUUCAGGGAGAAGGGCUUUGGUGCUUUCACCUUCCAGUUUGAGUUCUUUGAGAGCCAGCGUUUCAGGACGCAGGUAGACGCCAGCAGCUACCCGCUGGAAGUUUACCUAAAGCAGAUGAUCUUCAUGCAGAUCGAGGCCACCACAUCCAUCCCCAACACUGAGCUGUUUGUGGAGUCCUGCAGGGCGACUCCCUACAACAACCCCAACUCCCGCAUCAGCUACACCAUCAUUGAAAAUGGAUGUGUCAAGGACAGGACAGUGCAGAUCUUCCCCAGCUCAAAGUCUCAGUUCAGGUUUGGAAUGGAGGCUUUUGAGUUUAUCGGAGCUCAUGAAGAGGUCUACAUCACCUGUUCAGUUCUCGUAUGUGAGAGUGGUGUUCCCGGUACUCGCUGUUCUCAAGGAUGCAUGAAUUAGAGAAACAAUCACUGGAAAAGGGAAGCUUCUUCUCAAACUAGCAGCCACUCCAUUUUCCAGGGACCUUUGCAGCUUGUCAAGACCUCUGACACAAGAGCUUCUGGUCCAGGUCUGAAUCUGAGCCUGAAUCUGGUCUUCAUCGUUGGGUGCCUCCUGGUAUGUGGAGGGAUUUUCUACACAUCAAGAAGAUCCAGACCUA